Messenger RNA from Chlorella variabilis, 1293 nucleotides. RefSeq lists its product as hypothetical. The transcript is spliced from 8 exons. The record is from RefSeq and is a predicted model, not a curated record. NCBI's taxonomy places the organism in Eukaryota, Viridiplantae, Chlorophyta, Trebouxiophyceae, Chlorellales, Chlorellaceae. The coding region runs from base 1 to 1293 and encodes 430 amino acids.
AUGGCGCUCCAAGAGCGUUUCCGCCAAUUCAGUCAAGUCGCAGGGGGCGCCGGCCGCCGCGAGAACGCGGCAAACCUGCGCUGCCCAGGGCUGCCGGGCCAGUGGCAGCCCUGUGUCCGUGUCGGCAGCCAGCGCAACGCUAUCCAGCAUGGCAAGACGGGCGACCCGCUCGCCGCCCAUAGCCUGCAGUACUAUGUGGUGGGCGUGGAUGGCCGCAAGGCUGCCGUCCUGGCCUCAUGUUCCAUGUACAGCGUGCACGGCGCGCUGUCGGCGUUGGGUGGCUACCAGCAGCUGCUGGCCUGGCCCUCCUUCCAAGUCGACCUGCCCAACACGCCGCAGCAGAAGCUGCUCAACGAGUUCUCUCUGGGCUACAUGGCAGCAGACAUGCUCUUCUUCCUCCUACCCUUCACGCCAGACGGUGGGUGGCGGGCCUGGGUGUGGCGCCCACCCAUUGCCUCAUUACAUAUUACUACAUCAACACAGUGUAGCUGCCUGCUGCACCACCACGGCGCCAUCGGCUGCAUCAUGAUGUUCUUCCUGGCGACGGUUACCUCCCCUGUCUUCAGCGUCUUCACCAUUGCAAAGGAGUUGCGCCACCACAACAAGGCAGCCCUCCAGGUCUUCACGUUCACCUCCCCACUCUUUACAGUCGCCUUCAUCAGCGCAGCGGCAGCGGUGGCAGUAGAUUGCGCAGACGUGCCGCCACAGCGGCAGCCUUGGGCCGCCCAGCUGGCGCACAGCCUCCGGGCUGUGGGCCUGACGUNUGAGCCGCUCCACAUGGACAAGAUCAGCCCGGACGGCACGCAGCAGGCAACCUUGCGGCUCCACCUGGCGCGUGUGACGCAAGAGACGCCCGCCCACACCCGGCUGCGCCACUACUUCUGCGAUGUGCGCCCGGAGUGUUGUAGCCUGGAUGGCUAUGGCCGCCCACCGUAUGUCACGGAGGUGCGUGAGCGGCGCUGCCGCCGCGGCCUGACCGAGCUGCGCACAGGCAUGCACUGGGGGGCGGAGGAGCAGGGGCGACGCACUGGCACACCCCGCGAGCAGCGCGUGUGCCCGCACUGCCCCGCCCUGGAUGGCCCUGGCGGCAUUGAGGACACCCGACACAUCCUGUUUGUGUGCCCCCUGUAUGCCGCCGAGCGCGAGCGCUGGCCGGAGCUGUUCCACGAGUUCCUGGGCCUGCCGCCGGCGUCCGUCCCCCUCAGCGCAUUCUUCCAGCAGAGCAACACCGAGCUGGCAGCCCUGGCGGCUGCAUGCCGCAAGAAGGCGCGGGAUGCCGUGAGCCCACAGUAA